Oikopleura dioica is the source of this 807-nucleotide messenger RNA. Lineage: Eukaryota; Metazoa; Chordata; Appendicularia; Copelata; Oikopleuridae. The record is from the annotation of a GenBank genome assembly.
AUGACCUUCGGCCUCUCUUCAAUCGUCACUGGCGCUGCUUCUGGUCUUGGCCGAGCCACCGCUGCCGCCCUUGCCUCUCGAGGAGGAAAAGUCGUCAUCUUCGAUCUCCCCAACUCCGACGGCCAGGCUGUUGCAAAGGAACUCGGACCCAACGCCAUCUUCUGCCCUGGUGACGUCACCAACCCCGAAGAUGCCAAAAAGGCUGCUGAGCUCGCUGCUAACGAGUUUGGCCACUUGCAAGUACUCGUUAACUGCGCUGGGAUCGGCAUCGCCAAGCGAAUCUACAACGCGCGAAAGGACCAGCUCCACUCUUUGGAUGAGUUCGCCCGAGUCAUCAACAUCAACUUGAACGGAUCGUUCAACAUGAUGUCUCAGGCGACAAAAGUUAUGGUCCAGAAUCCAGCUGAUGCUCAGCUCGAUUUGACGGACCCGGUUAAUCCUGAUGUGAAAAUUACUCAAAAUGGUUGCAUCAUCAACACCGCCUCUGUCGCUGCUUUUGAUGGACAAAUCGGUCAAGCUGCUUACGCCGCUUCUAAGGGUGGCAUCGUUGGCCUUACCUUGCCUGCUGCCCGAGAUCUUGCCGCUGUUGGCAUCCGAGUCAACACCAUCGCCCCUGGCGUUUACAGAACUCCAAUCCUCGACGGACUCCCAAUGAAGGUCCAGACUGUUCUUGCCAAAACUGUUCCCUUCCCUCAGAGACUCGGUGAUCCAUCCCACUUUGCCCAAAUGAUCUGCGCAAUCGUCGACAACCCAAUGAUGAACGGUGAAACUAUCCGACUUGACGGUGCCAUCAGAAUGCAACCCUAA